Lepisosteus oculatus (spotted gar) is the source of this 1877-nucleotide messenger RNA. RefSeq names its product carboxymethylenebutenolidase homolog (Pseudomonas) (gene cmbl). NCBI's taxonomy places the organism in Eukaryota, Metazoa, Chordata, Actinopteri, Semionotiformes, Lepisosteidae. The record is from RefSeq and is a predicted model, not a curated record. Gene Ontology annotation, molecular function: hydrolase activity.
CUUGCAUGAAGUCUCGAUCGGUUUUGAAUGCUGAAUGGGCCAGUUCGCGUUUUUGUAACUGCACGUUACUUACUCGAGAUGACCAUUUAGCCAAACGCGCUUUUAAAUCGGUGCGUUUAACAAUGAAUAAAAUAUCCAGUCCGAGAGAAGUGUUAUGUAACAGCAGUGGGGAUGACUAGGCAAUUUUCGUUUCCAUUCACUAAUAAGAGCUUUUUAAACGCUUUAUGAGCGCGGAUGAAGGCUUUACGCAAACAACAUAAUGGGGAGAAGUAGUGAGAGAACGUACUGUUUUGCAUUCUUCGUGUACAAUCCUUAAACGACUUUGUGCGGCAUUAAUCAUAGGUGUAGGUCGUUUGAAGUCUAUGACUGCUAUAAAAAUGCAAUGCGUGUAUGUUAAUUGUCGAUAAAGUAAUGUCUUGGUUGUAAGAAACGUGUUAUUCGGUUUGAAGCGUUUUAAGUUUAAACUACAGUACUAUGUAAACUCCUUUUUCCAUGGGGCGAAAGCAUGAGGAAACACAUUGUUUUAGAAAAGCUUUCCUUCUGGUAACAUAUCUUUUUAAAAUACACGUAAGGAGCAAAAUGCGGUUUAAUUAAAACUGAUAAAUGAAAUGUGUAUAUAUUGAAGUCAGCAAAGCAGGGAUUCGUGUUCGUUGCGUAAUCUUUACUUGUGGGGCUGCCAGUUCUAUGUACUAUUUGGGAAAUAGCGUGCUGGAGUCGCGUACCUGUCUAACAAUGUUCUGUAAAAGGCUUAUUUUGACGGGCGUUCGAUAGCUGAAGAGGCAAUGGUAUUACACUUAAAAAAAUCAAUAGCCUCUGCUGCCUUUUAAGAACGUCGGAGCUUUCCAGUCAAUCAGUGAUUAACUACUGGGGCCAUUGUUUCUCUUCAUUUGAUGAUGGCCAACGAAGCCCGACCCUGCCCCUGUGACCUUGGAGACAAGCUGGAAUACGGGGGUCAGGGGGAGGAGGUCCAGGUCGAGCACCUCAGAGCCUACGUCUCCAAGCCCGGCUCCAGCACGGACAAGGCCGUCAUCGUCAUCCAGGACAUUUAUGGGUGGCAGCUUCCGAACACCAGAUACAUGGCCGACAUGCUUGCCUCUAGUGGAUACAUAGCCAUCUGCCCAGAUUUCUUCGUGGGCAAGGAGCCCUGGGACCCCUCCAAGGACUGGUCAACCUUUCAAGAGUGGCUUCAGGACAGGAGUGCAACCAAUAUAAAUAGGGAGGCCGACGCGGUGCUCGGGUUCCUGAAGGAGCGCUGUGGCGCCCGGAGGAUUGCAGUGGUGGGGUUCUGCUGGGGUGGAAUUGCCACACACCACCUGAUUCUCCACUACCCGGAGCUGAAAGCCGGCGUUUCUGUUUACGGAAUAAUCCGGGACUCUGAAGACCGAUACAGUUUACGCAGCCCCACGCUUUUUCUCUUUGCUGAAAAUGACCAGGUUAUUCCACUCGACCAGGUGAGCACCCUGGAGAAGAAGCUGCAGGAACACUGCACGGUUGACUUCAAAGUCAAGGUGUUCGCAGGCCAGACCCAUGGGUUUGUGCACCGCAAGAGGGAGGACAUAAACCCCAACGACAGACCCUUCAUAGAAGAGGCCCGCAGGGAUAUGCUGAAUUGGCUCAAUAAGUACAUCUGAAACAGCCAUGUCAGAAUACAUUCAGCCGAUAAGAGACCGAGGGGCUGAAAAUGGAAAGCUUUGUUAGAAAAUGGAAAGCUUUGUUACAGUGUAACUUGAAAAUUCAGUAAUAUCUUGCCAAUAAUGAAUCACAUUCAAUAUUUUGUAGGGGGACAGAAGAUGUAACUCUUUGUACUGAAUGCUACAUUCACACAUUAUCAUGAGACCGUCUUACUACAAAACUAAAAACGUGAGCCAUUUUUUUUU